AUGAACAAAAACUUCUACGUACUAUCAAGAUAAAAAUCCCCCCUCGUCCCCAUACAACACAAACGGAGAUUUGUGUAGCAUGAUUUGUGAUCAGAUGAAAUCGCCUUGUCAUGCUAGAGGGGAAGAGAUGAUGCCAUGCGGCCUGUAGUGGCGGCUGCCGUGGGAACAAAGCCUUGCGUCUUCUAGCAAGCCGACUUGUGUACGCAAAUCCAGCAUGACAACUAUCCUCUUUGAUAUAGGCUGGGGGGAUCAUUUUUCCUCACAAUACUAGGAGUCCUCGCGGCCCAUAAUUCCGUCCUCAACUAUGGCGUUCUCAAACGUUACAUUCUUAACUGUUUCUGUUGCACGAAUCUGUGAUGCAAGAAGAGCAAUAUGGAAAGGGGCAAGUCUCGCAGAGUCUCGCAUCACAAUUUUGCAACAGAUGUCGAUGCUGUUUAGCCCUUCGAGAAUUUGUCAUGCAGAGCGCCUUAAUCUCCUGGCGACUUAUGGGAAUUUUGCAUGACAAAUCAUGCAACAGUUGAGAAUGUAACGCUUGAGAGUCCCAUAUCAACUGGAGAGCAGCCAGACCAGCACGACGACGACGUAUCAAAGUGCACAACUCGUCCCUCUGCCCCUCAUUUCUUGUGUUGCACGAACAGCAAUACAUCAAGCGUCAGCAAGAAUUCUACACGUUUUGCAUGACAAAUCUGGACAGGAGAGUAGUGCUAUUUGGGCUGCCAGAACUUCAACUUGUCAUGCAAACUACAGUGCCAAGAUAAAUCAGGUACUGUUCUCUACAUGCCGAAUAUGAGGGGGACGAGGGGGAGUUGUGCAGGUGCACUCUCAUACGACGACGAUGACGACGAAGCGAGUGAAACCGAACAAGAUGAAAUGCUCACGCCGCUGGUUGAAGGAGGUGUACCGAGAAGUACAACAACUCCGGCGAGGUGGACGUCAUCUUGUUCAUCUCGUGUAAUAUGUAAGAAUCCUUCCUGGACUUCCUCCCCCUACGAGGAUGAGUAUGCGGACUACACGGGAGAGACUGAAGACCGCCUUGAGGAAGAGGAUCGCAGCUCGUUUAUCCCUUCCUCGUGCCCGUCCCGCGCCUGCGAGCGGGGACGACGAGCAGGAGCUCCUGCGCGACCACGUGCGAUGGCAAGCACGAACCCGCUGCACAAUCGACGAGGCCGGCCGGCGCCGCGGCGCGAGAAGAUGCACCAGGAGGUAAAAACUAGUACACUCGGCGUCGAAGAAGUUCAUCUUCCAGCAGCAGACCGUGUUGUACAAGAACCAGCUCGAGGAGCUCCUUCAUCCACGAAGGGCUCGGUCCACCAGAUGGAACCAACACGGCCACCAACAACAUCAAUAUCAAACGGUAGUACCACGAAGAAACCAGCUUCUAGUACUUCUGCCUACCAGAGCGCCACGGAGCGGAUGAAGAUUUUGUUCAAAAUAUCCUGUGGAAAAACUAACACCCACGACACCCCAGAGUAUUGACGCGGCUGGACAGCAACUACACAAGUCCGGAAGUUGUGGGAGUGCUCACGCAUGACAGGUAGUUGUUCCUGCUCUCUGUAGAAUUCUAAUGCAUUUUAGCAACUGCAACUGGUGGUGGAAGUGCCACAGUGGAUGAUCGCAAAGGCAUUACAAAUUGGAGAACGCGGUUGGAAAAAAUCGAAAUGCCUCGCAUGGGAAUGCGCAUUUUUGACUACAAAUCUUGAUCUUCCUGUAACUACUGCAAAUCUGCAUGACAACUCUGGGGUCCACCUCAUGGGACAGUUUUUUCUCAGGAUACAAAACGGGCUCUGAGAAGCUGACGCUGAUUUUGCGGAGCAGCGAUGAUUCCUCUUCCAGCUGUAACUACACCGACGAUCACGCUAGUUGGAUCAUGAAUACGUCAGACGAGGACGACGAAGAAGAGUUGCUGCUCAUCAACAAACGGCUAGGAAAAUUGAACAAAAAGUAA
Amoebophrya sp. A120 is the source of this 1945-nucleotide messenger RNA. The record is from the annotation of a GenBank genome assembly. Lineage: Eukaryota; Dinophyceae; Syndiniales; Amoebophryaceae.